Bursaphelenchus xylophilus (pine wood nematode) is the source of this 490-nucleotide messenger RNA. Lineage: Eukaryota; Metazoa; Nematoda; Chromadorea; Rhabditida; Aphelenchoididae. The record is from the annotation of a GenBank genome assembly.
AUGGGAUGUCCCUGGUCACGUCCCGCAUCGGCUUCUGAAUCCAAAGCCGACGUCUAUAGCGUCUCCAAGCAGGAUCGGGCUUCAUUGGUGGACGUUGAUGAUGGGGAGGGAUCACCCGAGACCUCGCCCCAGAACGGCCACUCACAUCUCAAUCGACGCGACACACCGGCCAAAGGAUUACUGAACCCAGAUAGGUAAGAGUUUUCUUAAGAACAUUCCUCAUCACUUGUGUUUUCAGACGUAAUACCUCUAAACAAAACACUCGGACGUCCCCAGCGUAGGUUAUGAAACUAUAACGUCAUUUUGCAAAUACUUUAGAUUACUGACCAGCAACAGUCAACAUGAGUUCUUUCGUAUGUUGGAGGAAAAGAUCGCUCAGGUAUGUUCUUUCGAUCUACCACCAGCAUACGUGUUAAAAGUCUCCUUGUCCUUGACUAAUAUUCUCUUUCAGGGCCCCGGCGAAUUGACGGACUCUGACGCAGAGCAGUGA